Molecule: messenger RNA, 1477 nt
Organism: Dermochelys coriacea (leatherback sea turtle)
Lineage: Eukaryota; Metazoa; Chordata; Testudines; Dermochelyidae
Exons: 4
Coding region: 203-994 (263 amino acids)
Biological process (GO): autophagy of mitochondrion; regulation of cellular response to oxidative stress; positive regulation of proteasomal ubiquitin-dependent protein catabolic process
Cellular component (GO): Golgi apparatus; cytoplasm; cytosol
Molecular function (GO): ubiquitin protein ligase activity; zinc ion binding; ubiquitin conjugating enzyme binding
Source: RefSeq, a predicted model, not a curated record
AUGAGUGUAGAAUGAUGCAGCUGGAGAAGUAGAGGGAGGAGUCAUUUAACCAGCUAAAAGUGAAACCACUUCUAGCUAGCUUUGUAAUCCUCACCCGGAGAUUUGUCAAAGCAAAUUGUACAGGACAGUCAGACGCUCUCUCCCCUGAGCGAUAAUUUUUGCAAGAGUCUUUUUUGUCCCCUUUGUCUCUCCAGCUAAGACUAUGGAACCUUCUGGGAAAGAUAAUGAAGAGCCUGAACUAAAGUUUGUUUGUCGAAAGGACGAUAUCACAGGUGAUGAUGAUGAUGAUGUCAUGAGGGUGGAAAUGUCUUGUGGACAUGCUACGGUUCCUGCUUCUUUAACAAGUUGGUGCCGAAGUUUGUUAGACCAGGGUCACUUGAGGUUUCACUGCCCUGCUGAUGUUAAUGAGGAGAAAUGUGGGAAGGAAUGGUCCUAUCCGGAAGUCCGUCGAAAUGCUUUACUCACUGAAAUAGAACAACAGGACUUUGAAGAAAAGCUUGCAGUGUUUGCCGCUAAAUUUUACCAUGACUUCAAAGAGUGUCCCAACUGCAAAAGCUUUGUGGAACGCCAUGAUCUGAAAAACCUGAGGGUGGUCUGUAUCCUCUGCCGUUCGCUGAAGGGGGAAGUCUUUGAGUUCUGCUGGCAGUGCCUGAAGCCCUGGAAAGGUGCUGGAGCACCCUCCGAGAGGUGUGCAAAUGAGGGAUGCAAGAACCAGUCCCUGGAAGUCUUAGCAAACUGCAAGCUGAAGGAUCUUCCAGGAAGUGAAAUAAAAAACUGUCCCUCCAUCCGUGCUUGUCCCACCUGUGGGCGACUCAUUGAGCACAUAGAAAAGUGCAAAUAUAUUGUAUGUCCACAAUGUCACGUUGAAUUUUGUUUCGCUUGCCUUGAAAUUGCUCGUAACUGCAAAGCCAGCAAAGGUGGUGCCUAUUUUCAAUACUGUGUGAAGCCACUAGCUCCAAAACAAACACAAAUUCCGGUAUGGGCUCAGAAAUAAGCAAAAUUGUUCCAGCCAUACCGGCCAGGGAGAUUGGGAAAUGCCCCAGGAUCAGUACCCAGCUCCGUGCAAUACUUCCGAAUGCUACGUUAUCUCUCCUGUUAAAUUAAGCUUGAUGGACAGAUAAGAGAUUGAUCGAGAGUCAGGACAAGCACAUCCCCUCCAAUGACAUUUUUUCCAGGAAGGAUAGUGUGUGUUGGGGGGGAUAUUAUAGGUCUGCUACACCUGAUAUUUAAGCCAUACGUGAAAAAAGAAAUGCUUGUAAUAUAAUAUAUAUAUAUGCUAUUUUUGUAGCUUGUUUAUGAUACUGGAGAACCCAUGUAAUUAACAGAUACUCAGAUUUUCCUGGUUCAUAAAUUCAUAAAUCAUAAUUGUAUUUCCCCUCUCUACAAGGUGGCGAAGACUGAACCAAACUUGAAUAAAACCAAAUACGAAUGUUUUUAUUUUCAUACGCUUAGGAUAAAGAGGUUCGUCUUGGCUUUU